Mesorhabditis belari is the source of this 1977-nucleotide messenger RNA. Lineage: Eukaryota; Metazoa; Nematoda; Chromadorea; Rhabditida; Rhabditidae. The record is from the annotation of a GenBank genome assembly.
AUGGAGAGACUCGUAAAAGAAGAAAAGGAUCGAGUGAAGAGUGGAGCUGCAACCGUCCAGAAUAUCGUUCCUCUCCAUCGUCCACCGUCACCGAUUCCCGAGGAAUUGGAUGAUGAAGCUAGUUCUUUCGAAGGAAGUCACGCCCCACAAGAUCCCCAACAAGACAUUGAGACAACGGAUACAGAUGAAGGGGAUCAAGAUGUGGAAAUGAUGGAAAAGGAAAAGAAUGUCAAGGACAAGGAAAGGGUCAAAGCUCCAAGUGAACAAGUGAAAGGAGUGAAAGUUGAAGAAGAGACAUCGAUUGAAGUCCAUGAUAAUGUCAAGAAGAGCAGUAUUUUACAACUAGGACCCAGACACUCUUUUGCUCGCCAAGUUUCUUUUGAGGGUUCGGAUGGGAGGCGAAAAGUCUCCGAGAAUGAAAAUGAUGAUGAAUCCAGAACCCCAUCGAUUCCUGGAUCAGCGGUGACAACUAUUCACAAAUUGCCGGUGCAAAAUGAAAGAGAAGCCGAUGAUAGAGCCAUCGACCGAUACUAUGAAAACAAUCACUACACUGUGACUGGAAUGUACACGAAAAAUACGGACACGAUGAAUCGAAUCCCGAACAAUUAUCAAAAGAUUAUUCGAGAUAUGCGAAAUCGCGAGCAUUCAAUCGGGAAACAGUCGACACUCAGCAAUCGAUCGAAGGUUUUGCCAAUUGCCGGAUCGAAUGAGAAUCGUUUCGCGAACUCGUUCUACUGGCUUGCCCAUCAUCACAAGAAUAUUGGAUUGAGGCAUUUCUUCAUGUUUUCUUUGGUGGUUCUCUACUCGUUAUUGGGUGGAGCGCUGUUUAACUACACGGAAACUCCCUUUGAACAUCAGCAAGUAGCCGACUAUGUGGCUGCGCUGGAUGAGCGAUUGAACACAUUAGCCACCGAGGUUUACGAUGGAAUUCAAGAGAAUCAGACAGCAUUUUCUGACAUUGAUGGAAUCAAGCAAUUCUUGAAGGACUCCUACAUACAAUUGCUGAAAGACGAGGGUCGAUACGAGCAAUCGGCUUUUCAAAAAGCUGGAGAUCCUGGGAAAAUGUUGUGGAACUUUUGGUCAGCCACUUUCUACUCAACGAACAUUUUCAUGACUGUUGGAUACGGUGUGAUUGCUCCGAUAACCGAUCUCGGCCGUUUUCUCACAGUCAUUUAUGGUAUCAUCUUUGUUCCGUUCUCAUCAAUCGUUUGCCGUGAUUUGGGACAAUGGAUGCUCGUCGGAUUGACAAAACUUUAUGCAAGAGUUUUGAUUCGAUGGAGGAAAGCUCGCGGUGUUGACACGAAAGAAGACGAGGAUAUUGCUUUCCCGAUGAAAUUCGCAAUAUUAACAGUAUUUGCCUACUGGUUUUUCUGUGCCUUGUUAACCUGGCUAUACGAUGAUAUAAUGGGUGAUGAACCGGGUACAGGGAUGAGCUAUUGGGCGUCGGUCUACUUCUCAUUCAUUACACUCACAGCAAUCGGUUUGGGCGAUCUCAUGCCAAACAAUGUUCCGCGGUCUCCAUUAAUGAAAAUUUGGUACUUCUUGGGAUUGCCAGUGUUCAAAGUGGUGAACAGGAUGAGCUAUGUGUCGUUGGAGAAUGGAGUGUUUGGUACAUUGACAGUACUCGAGAACAAGCUUGAUAUGUGGAAUCGAAAGGAUAAGGUUGGCGCCAAAUGUCCACCGAAACUCGAGAGAGGAAUUUCUCAAGGAAUUUCAUAUGGACAAACAACAGCCACCGGCUUAUCGGAUCUUGAAUCAACGUCGCCGACUCCAUCGAGACAUCUCCGACGAGCCGGAUCGAUUCGAAGCCGAGCCACUGUGGAAGAGCAAGAGGCGUUAAACGAGGCGUUGAACAAUUUCACGAUUCGCUCGAUCGGUCAAUUUAUGCAAUCAAGAGCCGACGUUUAUGCGGGAGAUUUCGGAAGAGUUAAAGUCACGAAAGCUCAGUUGAAAGGCGUUGAUCCAAAUGAGCAAGCU